CGGGAAGGUAGAGCGCACGCGCUCCCUGCGACUCCGGCGCGGUUGACUUCCGCUCCCACUGUGCCCUGCGAGCCGAAUCAUGGAUCACACUGAUAAUGAGUUACAAGGCACUAAUAGUUCCGGAUCGUUGGGUGGUCUUGAUGUUCGAAGACGCAUUCCUAUAAAGCUCAUCUCCAAACAAGGGAAUAAAACCAAAACCGCACCUCGAGCUCCAAGGACUAUAAACAGGAUGCCUGCAAAGGCUCCACCUGGGGAUGAAGGAUUUGGUUAUAAUGAAGAAGAACGGUAUGACUCUAAAGGGGGUGAACUGUUUGGAAAUCAGAGAAGAUUUCUUGGACACCUUUUUUGGGACUUCCAGAUAAACAUCUUAGGUGAAAAGGAUGAUACACCAGUUCAUUUCUGUGACAAAUGUGGAUUGCCUAUUAAAAUCUAUGGGCGAAUGAUUCCAUGCAAGCAUGUUUUUUGCUAUGACUGUGCUAUUUUACGAAAAAAAGGAGAUAAGAUGUGUCCAGGCUGUAGUGAUCCUGUGCAGCGAAUCGAGCAGUGUACGCGAGGUUCUCUCUUCAUGUGUAGCAUUGUUCAAGGGUGCAAGAGAACGUACUUGUCUCAGAGGGACUUACAGGCUCAUAUCAACCACCGCCACAUGAGAGCUGGAAAACCUGUUACCCGUGCUUCGCUCGAAAGCGUCCAUCCUCCUAUUGCCCCACCGCCAGCCGAAAUCCCCGAUCGCUUUAUAAUGCCGCCAGACAAGCACCAUAUGAGCCAUAUCCCGCCAAAGCAGCACAUCAUGAUGCCACCACCCCCUUUGCAGCACGUGCCGCACGAGCACUAUACUCAGCCACACGAGGACAUCCGUGCUCCUCCUGCAGAGCUGUCCAUGGCUCCACCUCCACCUCACUCGGUCAGUCAGGAAACCUUUUGUAUUUCAACAAGAAAACACAGCAAUCUAAUAACUGUCCCUAUUCAGGAUGACUCAAAUUCAGGUGCUAGAGAACUACCACCUCCUGCCCCAGCACCUGCUCACCACCAUCCUGAAUAUCAGGGCCAACCAGUGGUAUCGCACCCGCAUCAUAUUAUGCCUCCACAGCAACAUUACCCACCACCCCCACCUCCUCCACCACCAAUCAGCCAUCCAAUGCCACAUCCUCCCCAGGCUGCAGGUACUCCUCACUUGGUGUAUAGCCAAGCUCCACCUCCACCAAUGACCUCUGCUCCACCACCAAUCACCCCUCCCCCUGGACAUAUUAUUGCCCAGAUGCCACCUUAUAUGAACCAUCCUCCUCCAGGACCUCCCCCACCUCAGCAUGGUGGUCCGCCUGUAACCGCACCCCCUCCUCACCAUUACAAUCCUAACUCUUUACCCCAGUUCAGUGAAGAUCAAGGAACCCCACAACCAGGGGGAAUGAGUCCUGAUAUAUGGCCUGCACCGAGAGGGCCACCUCCUCCUCCACGAAUGCAGGGUCCGCCUUCUCAAACCCCACUUCCUGGACCACAUCAUCCAGAUCAGACAAGAUAUAGACCGUAUUACCAAUGAUUAAUAGUACUUUGAACUGAAGAUAUGAUGAGGAAAAACAAAAACUUAUGUAUAGUCAAUCUUUUAAUUAAGCUUUGACUGUUUGGGGGAAGGAAGAGUACCUCUUACUGAGGUGACCGCAAAACAUUUAGGGUCUUGUCUCUUAAAAUGGUUUUAAAUCUUGACCUUAGGAUUGACUUCAAGUACUAUACCGUAGUGCAGAUGAGUGGCUCAGUUGAGCACAGCUACGUUUUAACAACUUUGUUCCCCUAGUGUGGUAAAUUGACCCAGAGGUGACCAUUUGUAAAAAAUUUGAGAAGAAUUUUUCAUUGUUCCACUUCUAAAAAUACGGCUUUUGUUAAAUCCAACAUUUAGUUUUUCUUGUGAUACAUUUUGUUAACCUGUGUAAGAGGAUAAAAUUUCAAAAUGGUUGUAAAAAUGCUAUUUUUAUGUGAAUUUAAGUGCAGCCACAUACUGUUUUUUAAAACCAUAUGUUUUACCACUAAUUUCCCAAAGUUACAAUAAAAUCCUAAAAGUAAAAAUCUACUAGAAUUUACUGUAAGGCAGACUGUUAAAUGGUAGAGAAUUAUUUCACAUUUUAGGCACUGAAAUUUUGAGGUAUAUUAAAUAUAUAAUGCACUUCACUUGGAUGCCUUUUUGUUUUUAGGCAGCCUCAGGAGCACCAAAAUACAUUGGAAUUCCAUAUUUAUGUUCGUAAUAUUAAAAGGCAUUAGUAGUUAUUUGGAAAGAUACGGCCAAAGCAAUUGACUCUACAGGCUCCAAGCUAUUGGGGGAUACUGUUACUCGUUAAUUCUUUCUACCAAAUGGUGGGAAUCACAUAAUGCACCACAUUUACUAAUCUUAAGUAACAUUAUUUUAUAGAACUGUUUAAAACUGUGUUAUCUAGAUGAAGUGUGUUCUACUCUGCUCAUUGUCUUAAACUUAAAUAUUUAGGGCUGAAUAGGCUUUGUAUAAUUCCUCAUUUCCUGGUAGAGUUUGAUCUGUGCUUUGAGUGGGUUCUUGUCUGUUGGGUUUUAAAGUACAAUUUGAAUGCCAUCGAGGAAUACUGUAUUAAUGAAGGACGUUCUUGUAAUCACAAACUUGCGUUGCUCAGGUUUCAUUACUGUGUGAUAAGGUUUUUUCUCUAACUUGAAAUUUUA
This is a messenger RNA of Mustela erminea (ermine), 2673 nucleotides long. Its product is annotated as E3 ubiquitin-protein ligase Hakai-like. Gene Ontology annotation, molecular function: ubiquitin protein ligase activity. Gene Ontology annotation, biological process: regulation of cell adhesion; protein ubiquitination. Lineage: Eukaryota; Metazoa; Chordata; Mammalia; Carnivora; Mustelidae. The record is from RefSeq and is a predicted model, not a curated record.